This is a messenger RNA of Zootoca vivipara (common lizard), 3465 nucleotides long. RefSeq names its product tumor protein p53 inducible protein 11 (gene TP53I11). NCBI's taxonomy places the organism in Eukaryota, Metazoa, Chordata, Lepidosauria, Squamata, Lacertidae. The record is from RefSeq and is a predicted model, not a curated record.
UAAGGCGUCCUCCGCGGCUUGCGGGAAAAAACGCGCAGGUUGUGCAAAAGUGGCUGAUUGUGCCGGCUCGCCUGUCUCUGGCGGCGGCUCUGCGAGGGACCCUCGGAGAUGUGACCGCCUCCCGUAGGCCGGCUGUGCGGAUUGUUACUCUUCUUUUUCUUCUUCUGCUUCUUCUUCUUCUGCAGCGGCAGCAGCAGCUGCUCUCUGGAGCCAGCGACCUUUUCUGUGGGCGGAACAUGCUUUAAAACUCUUCUGCCCAAGCCAGCGACUACCUGUGAGUCACCAUGGCAACCAAGCAACCUCCCCCUCUGAUGAAGAAGCACAGCCAGACAGACCUUGUGAGCCGCCUGAAGACACGGAAGAUCCUAGGGGUUGGGGGGGAGGAUGAUGAUGGAGAAGUUCAUAGGUCAAAGAUCAGCCAAGUCUUGGGCAAUGAAAUCAAGUUUGCUGUGAAGGAACCCUUAGGGCUCAGGGUUUGGCAGUUUGUGACAGCUGUCAUGUUUUCUGGGGUUGCCAUCAUGGCUCUCGCCUUUCCUGAACAGCUCUACGAUGCUGUCUUUGAGGAAGAGUCAGUCAACAGUAAGACACCUAUCCGUCUGUAUGGAGGAGCCUUACUAAGUAUCUCCCUCAUCAUGUGGAAUGCCUUGUACACAGCUGAGAAGAUCAUAAUGCGUUGGACUCUGCUGACAGAAGCAUGUUACUUUGGAGUACAGUUCUUGGUCACCAGCAUCACCCUGGUUGAGAGCGGCCGGGGGUCCACGGGAGCCACACUGCUCCUCAUCAGUCGGGUCCUCUUUGUACUUAUCAGCUUUUAUUAUUAUUACCAACUUGGACGCAGACCCAAGAAAGUCUAACUUCCACGACUGCUGAGGGCUGGUGCAGAGAGGGGGCUGUCAUAAUUUCUGCAUUCCUUUUGCUCAUUUUUGUGGGGCUUUUUUUCUCUCUUUCUUUUUUUUUAAAAAAACAACCACCAGACUUCCUUACGGCAUGCAUCAAUGUAUAAAUAAAUCCAGUGCUGUUGUUGCCACCACACUGGAGGUGGAAGAGGAGAGUUCAAGAUGACUCCAUGGGAAGAGGCCAUGAAAACAGAGAUAAGGCAGGAGAUUCAGGGAUGUGGGUGGGCAAGAUUAGCUAUUUGUAGCCAUUCUCCUCUGUGAAUCUAGGCAGUGAUACAUGAUCAAAAUAUACACUCGCGGAAACAGCAUCAUUUCAAAACGACAUUCAAAGGGCAAAGAAAGUGAUAUCAGCUCCUGUGUACAGGGGACGAAUUGGGAAUCUUUUCUCUGCAACUGGCAAUCUGCUGUUGGGGCUUUUGGUAGCAUUCCCUUCGGUUGAAAUGUGUGCUGGGGACUUGCCAUAUAAAGGGCUCAAAAGGGCCAUAUUUUCCUUAUCUUCUAGGACGUUGGAAGUCAGUAACCUGAAGAGAUUCCUUAGGUAGUGAUGUCCUUGUUAUGAAUGCAACCUAUUCUUUUUUUUUAAAAAAAGAGAGCAUUUGCUGUAGUAAUUUUAAAAAAUGAUUCCAGCUGAUUUUUGAAGGAGUUCUUGAAAAAAUAUCAGAUUUGGCUAUUGCUGCCUCUUUGUUUUGUGGGGUAUCUCCCCGCCCCCCAACCCUACCACCACUCUUCCUGUUGGUUUAUUCUGUUGGCCUUUUUAGUUCUAAAUGUUACAAAAAAUGCCUUCAGAUGAUUCUGGAUGGAGUCUGUUAGAAAGGAAAUGGGGCAAGGGACCAAUAAGGAAACCGUGAGUUCACACAAUCUCUUGUUUACAAAAAAAAUGGCAACACACAGUAAUACACUUGAACAGAAGUGGGCAAGACGUGGCCCUCCAGAUUAUGUUGGAGCUUCAGCUGCAGCCAGCCUCUGCCAGCAUGGCCAACCGUGAGGGAUAGUGUAAGUUGUAGUCCAGCCACAUCUGGAAGGCCCAGGGGUUAGCCACUUCUGCACUCUAUGGUUUAAUUGCUACCAGGCACCAGCCCGUUCAAAAGGAAAAUACUAUACUAUACUUUUGUGGGAACACAUUCCUAAAUUGAGUAACCAAGAAAACUGCAGGAAAAGGCCAUGAUACAAAAGUGGUUGCAUGUACUUGCUAGACUAGUUCAGUGCAUAUGCUGGAAUGACGUGUAUUAGCCUCCCCCCCCCCACUCCCCGAUUGUGGUGGUCCUUCUAGCCUUCUGUGAAAUAGAUUAGCAGUGCAAGAGGCUGUGUACAUCUGGUUCCUCUGUCACUUUCCACAGGGUUCUACCCCAACUGAAUUGCUUACUUUUACCAUAUUGUGAGUUACGGAUAUGAGUCUGGGCCCAGAGGCAUGUUUGCACAUCAGGUGCCUGCUUGGUGUGAGGAAGAGGCUGCCAUAGGGCUGCAAAGUCUCCUGAACUCACUGGCUGUGCUAGAGAGUGGGAUCUGUGGUGGUCUCCAUGUCUGGUGGCCUGUGUAAUGUUUGCCAGUAGCGAUGGGUAACCCAUCCCAAACAUCUGAGGCAUUCCGACUAUUAGCAUUUCAUUCUUAACCAAAAUUAAAGCAAUGAAUAUAUUUCAUUGAUAUCUCCUGCCUCAAUCUCAGUGUGAAUAAUGAUGUUGGAGAGACUAGUAUAGUUUUGAUGUUGAAGGAUGUUUCUCUCGGUGUGCCAAUGAAUCUUUCCCAAAUAGGCAAACAGACCAAAGUUUGAAAUCUCUCCUUCUCUUCCCCCCACCCCCUACCCUCGUUGGGAUUUCAAAUAUAAUUAGGAAGUGUUUACCAUCCUCCUACAGACCACAGUCUUAUUUAUUACUUUGGGCUCUGCUCUAGCAUUUCCCCAUUUUUAAAGCUUUUGAUAAAUGCAAUGAAGUUUCAAAUCUCAGUCCUCCAUAGAUACACCUCACAGUAUAGUCUUUGCAUUUUGUACUCCUCUUGAACUGAGACAGGAGGAAUUCUGUAUUGGUUGUGGAUUUAAAGGCUGUUUGUCAGGACAGGUGUGUCGACCAGCCAUUUUGAAGUGGAUGCAGCAAAUCUAGGAUAGGUGCCUGUGUAUCCACCUUUGUGCCAGGACUGCAGUACCUGCAUGGGAACACUUUACCCUUUUGAGACUGAGACAACAUCCUCACACCUUCAGCAACAAGAAGAAAAUGUACUCGGAAAGUCACAGGGACCCUUCAUGGACUGUUGGCAACAUGCACCGUCUUUUGGCUGCAGUGGUCUCCCGAAGACUUCCUUUACCUUCUUUUGGCAUCAAACGUCUGCAUGAACUUGGACUACCAUGAGUGUUGCAGUUUGAGGCCGCAUCAAGUGGGUCCUCAAAGACUAUUUGAACUGAAUAUCCAUGUUGAUCAUGCAAGUGUAGACUUUAGAACCCCAGGGUAAUGGUGCCUAGUGGUCCAGCGUGAGGUUUAACUCCUCCAACCUGAGCAAUUUUGUUAAUGCUAGUUUUAAGUGUCACUCUCAGUUCUUUCGUCUGUAUGUACACUAUGUGAAAUAAGUAUGGUUUUCAGCA